AUGUCGCGGAAAAACACGUCGCAACGAGACAGUGGCCGUAAAGCAAGGAAACCACACCACGACGAUUCGGAUGAAAUGUCGUUGAACAGCAAUCUAGAUUGGUUUGCAGAUUCUGGUUCUCAAGUACCCCAAGAUGACGGUUACAGAGAUCUAUUUGGUGAGCUCAUACCGCCCGACGAGUGUGUCAGUAAUGAAGAGGCUAAAAACAAAUCGAAUAAGAAGACACCGAGAAAAAGGAAACAACCACGUGACGAUUAUUUUGACACUCCGACAAGACCUAAAAGACUGUUUAUUCCUACCAAGAGGUUCAUGAUAGCAAUGGAGGAGGCAAAGAAAGAGUUAUACGAACUGAUGGGCAAAACGAAUUCAAAGAAGGUUUCGGUUGUAUCAACCGACAGCCUUAACGUCAGUGGAGUACAACACAUACAAGACAGUCCUCAAACAAGUAUGAAUAAUGGGAAUAAUGACAAUGAUAAGAAAUCUCAACAAGUUUUUGAAGGUAAAUUAAAAUGUUUCAUUAAUUAUAGGUAG
Molecule: messenger RNA, 531 nt
Organism: Macrosiphum euphorbiae (potato aphid)
Lineage: Eukaryota; Metazoa; Arthropoda; Insecta; Hemiptera; Aphididae
Source: the annotation of a GenBank genome assembly